Limanda limanda (common dab) is the source of this 2006-nucleotide messenger RNA. RefSeq names its product chondroadherin (gene chad). Gene Ontology annotation, molecular function: protein binding. NCBI's taxonomy places the organism in Eukaryota, Metazoa, Chordata, Actinopteri, Pleuronectiformes, Pleuronectidae. Gene Ontology annotation, cellular component: extracellular matrix. The record is from RefSeq and is a predicted model, not a curated record. The transcript has 4 exons. The coding region runs from base 28 to 1119 and encodes 363 amino acids.
CAACCCGGAGGAGAGGAGCUGGCCAGGAUGCGUUGUGUGAGCUGGUUGUUGUUGGGGACCUGCCUCCUGGUCCUGGGCCCGGCCGUGCAGGGCGCCCCGGGCCAGUGCCCCAGCCUCUGCCACUGCCACGGAGACCUUCAGCACGUCAUCUGUGACAGCGCCGGGCUGAAGAAGAUCCCCCAGGUGUCGGACGCCACCCGUUUGCUGAACCUGCAGAGGAACAGCCUGGGCCACAUUCCCACAGGGGCCUUCAGCGACAGCAAGGGGCUCAUCUCCCUGCACAUGCAGCACUGUCAGCUCAGAGAGAUCGGGUCUCAGGCCUUCAAGGGGCUGAAGAAGCUCAUCUACCUCUACCUGUCCAACAACGAGAUCAACAGCAUCAAGCCCGGCGCCUUCGAGGACCUCACGGAGCUCACCUACCUCUACCUAGAUGGGAACCAGAUCGGCGACCUGGCCAAGGGCAUCUUCUCCCCCAUGAUCAACCUCUUUAUUCUGCAGCUCAACGACAACAGGCUGCGCGAGCUGCGGCCGGCGACCUUCACCGGUGCCAAGGACCUGCGCUGGCUGCACAUGAGCGGGAACGAGCUGACCACCCUGCAGCCGGGCUCUCUGGACGACGUGGAGAACCUCGCCAUUCUUCACCUGGACAGGAACAAGAUGUCCACGUAUCCCAGUGCGGCAAUGAGCAAACUGCGUGUGGUGGAGGAACUCACGCUGGGGAGGAAUCCCAUGAGGACCAUCCCAGACAACGCCUUCCAGAGCUUUGGGCGCUACAUGGAGAAACUGCACCUGGACAACAUGAGUCUGGAGAAGUUCUCUGACGGAGCGUUCACCGGAGUGACGGCCAUCAAGUCGCUGCACCUGGACAACAACAGACUGAAGUCUCUUCCCAGAAGCCUGGAGUUCAGCACCAUCACCAACCUCACGCUGUCCUCCAACCCCUGGAGCUGCUCCUGUCAGCUGGCUCCGCUGCGCAGGUGGAUGGACUCGAGCCGCAGUCGUCCAGACGCACUGUGUGCUUCUCCCCCUGCACAGAGAGGCAAGCAGGUCCGAGACAGCGCCGCCUUCAGUGGCUGCAGAGGCAAGGCCAAGAGAGCCAAGAAGGGCGCACGUCCCUGAACACGCCGCCGUGCAGGAGACGCUGUGAGCAGGAGCCUGUCCAGGUGACCGGCUACAACCAGAGCUACGCUAACGCUACUUCCAGACUGUCCGUCUAUUCAUCUGUCAGAUGCCGUCACAAGUGUAAACACAAACAAACACAUUCAUAGAUACACAUCCGCUCUGUCUGCGUCACGCUCACACGCUCAAACACACACACACACACACACACACACACACACAUAUUAUCAUUUACUUUUCACUGACUUAUAUCAAGUGGAUAACAUGCAGGUAACCAUCAAAAUGAAGGUCAAGAAUAAACAGGAGCCUCAGGGACGUGGUGGGUUCAGAGGCAAACUGAAAACAGACGUUUAAAGCUGCAUGAACUGACUGUUUGGCCACUAGGGGGCAAUGUUACAAUCUGUAAAAACAUUGGAACAGACUGUGGCUGUGUCUCAGUUCAGGGCUUUUAUCACAUCGAUGGCUCCUUUAAAUGUGGCCGACCAGCCCAUCGAUCUUUACCCGCUCAAACUGUCCCAGGAUUCAUUGUGCUUCUGUAAACAAGAGGCGUUAAAACCUUGUUAUCCUUUCCGAGCCUCCUUCACGACUCCGGGGGGGUGGCGCCCUGAGAAGGAGGCGGACCCCUGAACUGAGACACGGCUGAGAAGUUAUGUUCAGAGGCCGAACCCCGGUCAAGGUGUCACGGACGAUCCAGGAACAAUCACAGUUUUGGUUAAAGUCGUGAUUCAACAUUCUCCCGCUUCAUCUGUCCUUCAUAUCAAAUUGAUAGUUUGAGUUUGUAAAAAUGAUCGAUUUGGAAACAGAAUCUCCAAAGUUUGCAAAAGAAAGAAAAACGUUUUGAGUGUUUACUUUAUGUAUUUCUUAUGUAUUCUCAUUAUCUCUGCAUU